CAGGGAGAGGCCACCCAGAGUAGAUGAACGGCAAUGCAAGUCAGUUACGUAAACUUUCAUUUAGGAUACUUCUUGGGGUUUUACUUCUGUUUACCGAGUUUCGACGGCGCGGCCGCCAACUCGCAGCACAACUGCCGGAAGAAGUUCUGGAGCUCUUGAUGGUGACGGGUGUCAUAUGACCCAAGGAAAGAUGGCCGAAGACGGGCAGAGCGGCGAGGAACUUGCGGCUGAAUCGAGAGAGGAUUUUGAAGUCGUUGAUCGCGCCCAGAUCCCCAGCGCCUCUGACCUGAGAAGCGAUGGCAAAGAAAGGGGGGCAGCAGAUGCCAGCUGGUCCGCUCCCAUCUUCUCCCUGGCCAAGAAAGCCUCGGAAAACUUAUCAGUGAGCUACGGAAAUGCUCUGAAGUCUGCAGCCUCGGUAGGACUCAUUCCCAAACCACUCAGCAAUGACAGCCCAGCAAAACAAACCAGAUCCCACACAAUGGAAGAGCGUUCCAAUCUGGUGAAUAUGAUGAAAUUGAGCAUUAAAAUCUUAAUCCAGUCAGCUUUGAGUUUGGGGAGAACUCUUGAUUCUGACUUCCCUCCUCUGCAGCAGUUCUUUAUUGUUUUGGAACAUUGUCUCAAGCAUGGACUUAAAGCUAAGAAGAGCUUUAUUGGGCAGAACAAAUCAUUUUUUGGGCCUUUAGAAUUAGUGGAGAGACUUUGUCCAGAGGCAUCAGAUUUAGCAACAAGUGUCAGAAAUCUGCCAGAAUUAAGGACUCCAGUCGGAAGAGGCAGAGCUUGGCUUUAUCUUGCCGUGAUGCAAAAGAAACUGGCAGACUACUUGAAAGUACUCUUGGAUCACAAGUGUCUCUUGAGUGAAUAUUAUGAGCCUGAUGCGUUGAUGAUGGAAGAAGAAGGAGCUUUGAUUGUGGGCCUGUUGGUUGGGCUAAACGUCAUUGAUGCAAAUCUCUGUUUAAAAGGAGAAGACUUGGAUUCCCAGGUUGCAGUGAUUGAUUUUUCUCUGUACCUUAAGGAUACACAGUGUACUGACAACGGCAAAGGAGAUGAAGGAAUUACUGCUGUGCUUGACCAGAAACAUUAUGUAGAAGAACUUAAUCGACAUUUAAGUUGCACCGUUGGCGAUCUUCAGAGCAAGAUCGAGUGCUUAGAAAAAACAAAUUCCAAACUCCAAGAAGAGCUAUCAGCAGCAACAGAUCGAAUCAAAGCUCUCCAGGAAGAACAACAGGAGCUGAAACAGGAAAACGAAUUAAUUCGUGAACGUAGUGAAAAGUAUGCUGAGGUAACUAAACUGGACACCAAAGUGGAACUGGAAACCUAUAAGCAAUCACGACAAGGCCUAGAUGAAAUGUAUAGUGAUGUCUGGAAGCAAUUAAAAGAGGAGAAAAGAAUUCGAAUGGAGUUGGAAAAAGAAUUGGACCUUCAGACUGCAAUGAAAACAGAGAUGGAAAUUGCCAUGAAACUUCUAGAGAAAGAUACACAUGAAAAACAAGAUACCUUGGUUGCACUUCGCCAGCAGUUGGAGGAAGUUAAAGCUAUCAACUUGCAGAUGUUCAAUAAAUCUCAGACUGCAGAGAGUUCUUUACAACAGAAAAAAGAAGCAAUAUCAUCCUUUGAAGACAAAACAGAUCAAAUGAUGUCUUCUGUGAAACAAUUGGAGGACAGACUGCAGCGUGCAGACAAGGCUAAGCAGCUUGCAGAAGAGAAAAAUGUCAAACUGAAACAAGAACUGGGGAGCAAAAUUGAGACUUUGAAGCAGCAACUAAUCCAACUGGAUAGCAACUGUUCAGUUAUUGAAAGAGAGUUAAAAUCUGAGAAAGAACAGCGACAGAGACUGCAGCGAGAGUUACACCAAGAGAAAGACACUACAGCUUUGCUGAAAGCUGAACUGCAGCAAGUAGAAGGUUUGAAAAAAGAAUUGCGAAAACUGCAGGAAGAGAAGCAGCAGCUAGAAAAGAUUUGUGGAGAACAAGAACAAGCCCUUCAAGAAAUGGGGCUUCAUCUUAGCCAAUUUAAUUUUUUUUCCAGAUCAAAACUUAAGAUGGAGGAUAUUAAAGAAGUAAAUAAAGCAUUAAAGGGCCAUGCAUGGCUAAAAGAUGAUGAAGCAACCAAUUGUAAGCAGUGUGAGAAAGAGUUCUCCAUUUCAAGAAGAAAGCACCACUGUCGAAACUGCGGUCACAUCUUUUGUAAUACUUGUUCAAGCAAUGAACUUGCACUUCCAUCGUAUCCAAAACCUGUACGAGUUUGUGAUACUUGCCAUACGCUGCUGCUUCAGAGGUGUACAUCAAUUUCUUCCUAAAAUCUAUGCUCCAGAAUGCUAAUUCCAGGGAAUGAACCUAACAUGUAAUAAGUUUUUUAAUAUUCUAAAUUUCAUUAACAUAUACGGCACUGUGUAUUAUAUUCAAACAGGAAAAGAUUUAAUUUAUAAAAAUGGGAUACCAAAAUCAUGGAAACUAUUUUUUAUAGAUCAAGUGCCAGCAAAAUGCCAUAUUCAAAAAUACACUAUUUCAAGUGCACAUCUGUUGGUUUUAAGUUCAAAAAUCCUAUUGUUUGAAUGUUAACUUUAUACUUCAGGUUUAUAGAUUUGCUCUAAAACAAAUUAAUUUUCUGAACGCUUCAUGGAUCUAUCUUCUGUAACAGUUCACUUAAAUUUCUGUUGAUCUGUAAUAAAAAAUGAAAAUGUUCUAUGGAAGCAUUUUUAAAGAAUGUAUGCUUGGAUGUGCCUUCUAAAUCUUUCAAAAGUAAACAGAAUAACAUACUGUAAAUUAUCUGUGAUUACGCAAUAAAGUUGAUCCACACUUGUUACAUAUUCCUUAAUAUAUUCAUCACUAAAUUUCCUUUUUUGUUGUUAAGUUAACAAAGCACUGCACACUUUUGAGGUGUAUUAUCUGUGAUGAGCUGGAAAGGGUAUGCUGCAGAAAUUAAUGUUAUCUGUCUUCCAAGGUUUCCAUAGAAAUACACAUUUCUUAUGACCAGGAAUUAUCUAUUGCUAAUUGAAGCGGUCAUGAGCUGUGCUUGAUUGCUAGUUGUCAAGUUAAUCAUUGUGGUCAACCGAAAUCAUUUGGUUAUUAAGCGAAUUCAGCCUCCUCCCUUGACAUUGCUUGCCAGAACAUGAAAAUGAUGAUCAUGUGACCCACACACACAAUGCUGCGACCAUUGUAAAUGGAUGUCUGCUGCCAAGCUCCUAAAUUUGGAUCACGGGAAUGCUGCAACAAUCAUAAGUCACUUUUUCAGUACUAUCGUAACUGGUCAUUAAGAACUAUCUGUACCCAAUUUUAAACUUUACAAUUAGGCAGCAAUUUCAUGGCUUUACAGACUAACUCUGCAAAGCAUUAAAAAAAAACCAGCACAAAACACACAACAGUAGAUGUUGUCAUGUCUUUGUAGCAUGGAGACUAAGAAUGACCAUGAAAUAAAUAACAUCCUGAAAAAGCAAGCAAUUGAGUCUUUAAUUACUAAUUUGGAUCUAUUAGAUAGAAAUCACCCUUUGAAAAUGGUAAAGUUAAGCAUAAUUAAAAACAUGGUUGCCUAGGUAUGUUGUACUAGACAAAUAGAAGAGGGAGAGGGAUCAGUGCAAAGAAACUAUUUAAGUUGGAAUAAUUAAAGAUUAAUAAUCACAAUGAAGAAAUUGGAAAAAAAUUAAAACUAACAGAAAUGCCACGUUGCUACAGCUUGAAACUGAAAUAACAAGAAAAUAAUUUGAGGACAAGAAAAAUAUUAGCAUGUUUGAAAUUAGUAAUGCAAAAAGAUAAAUGAAAUUUAAAUGGUUGAAGCAAUAACAUGGUUCAGAGGAAAGGCUGGACCAAGGAAUUAAAAAGUUAAGUGAUGGUAUAGAAAACCAUAACAUAAAAAGGAAAGAUGAAAUACAAAUUUCAUUACUAAGAGGCAAACUGGGAUUCCUUACUCAAAUACAGCAUACAUGUAACAUAAAUAAACUAUCAAUGACUAAUGGCAUUCAAGCAAUUAUAAGACUCUUUCAGGUACAUCCAGUUUUGAGCUUUGGUAUUUCCCGUAGUAGUCAAAGAAUAAAACUUUAAUUUGGAAGACCUUGUAGAAUACACUUCAGUAAGUGUAAACCCUAGCAUGUGUUAAAAUCCAAUGCCCAAAUAACAGUAUUUCUUAAUCCUGCAUUUAUUAUUUGGCAAAGGUUCUCAACACACCCACUCACGACUGUUUUGUAAACAACUGAGUAUCUAUUACAACUACUGUUUGUAUAUUACUUGAAAGAAAUUGAUAAAACUAGAAAAAUCCCAGAUUUACCAGACGUUGUUUUAAUAGCCAAUCGUCUCCCCAUCCAACAAUACACUAUACAGAUAUAAUUGAGACCAGUAACUCUUUGACAUCAAAACAUGCAGUCGUAAAGUAGGUUAUCACAUAACCAUGCCAAUAUAUGUUUAUUCUAGGAGUCCAGUUGCCACUGUUAGGCUAAUCCCAAAACCCUGGCUUCCCAGUCACUUGAUGCCCAUUGACUUUGCUUGUCAGAAGUCAGCAGAAAAGAUCACAAGUGAUAUGACUAUGGUACCCUAAAAUGGCUGUAAGUACAAGGAACUGUCUUAAGUACUCCUCAUUCAGCACAACUUUAAUUGCUGAAUGAGCAAAUGUUAAAUGAGUACCAGUACAUGUACUUCACACCCUGUGGGGAAGUACUAUGAAAUGAAUAUUUCAAAAUAUUGUUAAAGAUUCCGUGCCCUACAUUUUUUUGAACAGAAAACGUGUAAGUCUGCAUCAAGUGGAAGUGCACCCUACAUUUCAUACAUCUCUUACUUUAAAAAAAAAAAACAUAGUCUCCAUGUAUUUUGGUACUCUUAAAGGUCAAUUUAAAAAACUACUAGCUGGGCAAAAAAUGUUUUACAAAUUAUAAUCAUCUGCUUUCCUUAAA
Molecule: messenger RNA, 4876 nt
Organism: Crotalus tigris (Tiger rattlesnake)
Lineage: Eukaryota; Metazoa; Chordata; Lepidosauria; Squamata; Viperidae
Gene: RUFY1
Product: RUN and FYVE domain containing 1
Exons: 18
Coding region: 176-2296 (706 amino acids)
Biological process (GO): protein transport; regulation of endocytosis
Cellular component (GO): cytoplasm
Molecular function (GO): metal ion binding
Source: RefSeq, a predicted model, not a curated record